Gaeumannomyces tritici R3-111a-1 is the source of this 887-nucleotide messenger RNA. RefSeq lists its product as hypothetical. The transcript has 2 exons. Lineage: Eukaryota; Fungi; Ascomycota; Sordariomycetes; Magnaporthales; Magnaporthaceae. The record is from RefSeq and is a predicted model, not a curated record. Bases 389 to 793 code for a protein of 134 amino acids.
CCUAGAGCACGAUCCUCCGAACCGAUAGUUUGGGUGCUUGGAAUGCCGCAUUGAGGCACUCCGUGCUGUCUUCCGCAUCUCAUGUUGAGCUGAACUUGGGCAGAGAAGGAUUUAUUGAUCUUGCCUCUUGGCUUCCUGGCGACGUCCUGUCAUGUGCGGCAGAUAGGUGCGGCUAUCAUAAUGCCGUCGUCGACGUUGUAGGGCCAUAGGCCAGAGGGAAAAGAUAAGUUCGAGGUUGAAAAGGGGGUUUGCGUACCGCAAGCAUAAAUACAAACAUCGCCGUCCUCAAAAAUCCCAAGAACUGAGAAGCCAGCAGGCCCGACAGCGACAACCAAACAGCACACCUCUCACUGCAACCCCCAAGCCGGCACAUCCUCCCCCUUUCAAGAUGAAGCUCUCCACCCCGCUCGCCCUCCUCGCAUCCGCUGCGGCCGCUAGCGGCGCCGCGCUCGAGAAGCGCGGCUACGGCCCGCCCGUCAGCAAGGGCGACGUGUGUCCGGCCGGCCAGGGCUUCUUCUUCAAGGCGGCGUCGGGCAAGUUCUACCAGAUCGCCUGCGCCGUCGACGUCGUCGGUGGCACCCUCCUGGCCGUCUAUCCCAAAUUUUCGGGCAUCGUGGACUGUGCUGCCCAAUGCGACCUCUGGACCACCCAGGUGCCCAGUCGCCCGUGCUCCGCCGCAGCGUGGUACCGCUUCUCCCCGGACGGGGUGAAUAACUGCUUUAUCCGCGGCGGCUCCAUCCAGGGGGCUGUGGAGAGCAAGGAGACGCUUAACGCCGUGUCUGCGCUGCUCUGAGGAGAUGUUCGGCGUACUGUCUCGGAGGACUCGGGGCGAGCCUUUGUGAACAUAACAGUUGAUAGUCUUGCAAAAUAUGAUGUAUCUACCAGCC